Sclerotinia borealis F-4128 is the source of this 1425-nucleotide messenger RNA. Lineage: Eukaryota; Fungi; Ascomycota; Leotiomycetes; Helotiales; Sclerotiniaceae. The record is from the annotation of a GenBank genome assembly.
AUGUCUAUUGGAACACCAAUGCCAACACCUGCAUCAACAUUUACACCUAAACCUACAACUACAUCUAUUAUGAAUUGCGGAGACGUUCUUACGAAAAAAAAACUCGACCCUCAUCGAAAUCAAUGUCGCGGGGCAACAUAUACUUGUCUGGACUGCAUGGUACAUUUUCAAGGCUUGGAAUACCGUUCGCAUACAAGCUGUAUGAGCGAGGCACAAAAAUAUCAAGGUGCACUUUACAGAGGAGAGGGUAAAGGAAAGAAAGGAAAGCAACAAAACAAUCAGCAGCAGAAGAAUGGUUCGCAGAACAAUUCUCAAUCGGCACCCGCCCACAAAGCUUAUGUCGAAGAUGCGCAAGAUGAAUACGAUAAUUCACAACUCGUUACAGCACCUUCGAUACCGAAAGCUCCUUCGCCGUCAGCAGCCGUCAAUGUAUUCGAUUUCCUGGUUGAUGCGACGCCCAAUGCAUCGAAAUUGGAACUCCCCGCAUCUGAUGAGGUCAUGAACGAUUCUGAGCCGGAGCGUUACCAGGUUCGUGAUGAACCUAUGAGCGACAAUGCAGAUGUAUCCGAAGCAGAGAAACCUUCCACAGAUCUGGUACGAGUAACUUCCGAAGAGAACAAUCAAACCAUUACCAAUCUCGUUGAAUGGGGUUCUGGACCUGUACCUACCACCGGACCUUUCGAAACACCAGUACCGAAAGCGAUUGAAUGGAAACCCACAAAGGAACACGAUGGGAAAUCAUCGAAGAAGGAUAAGAAAGAUGAGAAGAAGAAGGACAAGAAGCGCAAACGUCUACAUGUCGAUACCCACGAUUUGUCACCUCGUGAAGGCGAUGUCCUAAUGGAUGAUGCGCCGCCCGUGCUACAUUCAGGAUUGACCGGUGGACUUGGCAAACUUCUCUCCCGACCAGCAGUCUUCCCUCCAUCGCCAGAUUACUCCGGUGCCGAUGCUGAGAAAGAAACUCCUAGUGCAAAACCAAAGAAGACCAAAGAAUCGAAACGCGCCAGCCGCCCACGCACUCGUACCGAUACGUUUGGCAGCAACUUGAUGUCCCUGAUUACCACCCGCCAGCAUUCUCGCGAGCACUCGGAAGACCGACCCAAGAAACGCAAGCACAAGCAUCGCACCAAGUCAUCGGAAAGACCUAAGAUGCUCGAAUAUAAGCCCAUUAAUGGUGCCGAUGAUUCUUCUCCCGGAGAAAACCAAAUGAUAGUUUAUAAACCUCGCGCCGAACUUCUCAUGAGUAUGGUGAACAAGGGUCCCAGUAGCGAGAAAGGCGUUUCAAUGAAUAAAGCAUUGAAGAGAUAUCACCGGGAGAGAACAGCCGCUGGAUUAGCGUUAGGAAAGGGAGAUGAAGAAAAGGAGUUGUGGAGGAGUUUAAGAAUGAAGAAGAAUGAUAGAGGAGAGAUCGUUUUGUUUAUGUGA